GCACCAGAGGCAGCUUAGAUAGAGCACUGGGCCUGAAAAUCAAGAAGAUCUGAGUUCAAAUCCUGCCUCUGAUACUUACUAGCUGUAUGACCCUGUAUAAGCCAUUGGAACUCUGCUUGCCUCAGUUUCCUCAAAUGUAAGAUGGGGAUGAUAACUACCUACCUCGAUGGGUUGUUGCUGUGAGGAUCAAAUGAAAUAAUAUUGGAGGCCAAUGUCCCGUGGCGACUGACAAUGAAGCUAUGGAAGGUGGCGGCCCUGGUGUUUGUGCUCUGCAGCUCCAUGCUCUCCGUCUGGGUGUUCAGAGACCUGGCCGGCAGUGACCGAAGACUCGGACCUGCUGCUCGAGCCGUGCUGCGUAGGCCUCCCCGGGCCUUGGACCCUCGCUGGCCCCUCAUCUCACAGUACCGAGCCCUGUUCGAGAGCUACACGGAGGGUGAGAUCCGGGAGCUCAUAUCAGCGCUUGUGGAGAGGUCCAGCCCAUCAGGACACUCUGGCGGGCACGCAUUGCCCUUUUCAGGCCAAGCAGGUGCUCGGCGGAAGCGGGCCCGGGUCCGCCACCAGCCUUGUGGCCUGCGGGAAUUGGAGGUCAGUGUCAGUGAACUUGGCCUGGGCUACGUGUCAGAUGAGACCAUCCUUUUCCGAUACUGCAGCGGCACAUGUGAGGCAGCCGCAAGGAUCUAUGACCUUGGGCUGCGCCGCUUACGGCAAAGGCGCCGCGUGCGCAAGGAGAAAAUACGGGCCCGGCCCUGCUGCAGGCCCCUGGCCUAUGAGGAGGAAGUGUCAUUCCUGGAUUCCCGCAAUCGCUACCACACGGUCAGCGAACUGUCAGCCAAGGAGUGUGGGUGUGUGUGAGAGCCCCUGGGGUCUGCAUCGUCUACCUCACCUGGGGGCUGUGUGGUGCCACCAGCCUGACACUCACACAUGGGAGGCCCCCACUGGGUAUGGGUCAAGCUGACCCCUCUUCCUAAUCCUCUGACCUCCCUCCCUCGCCACACCAUGCCACCAUGCUGAACCCUGGCCAUGGGUAACCUCCUCAGGAGACCUGACUGGACACCCGGAACCCCAUCCUCUGGACCCAGGGGCUCAAGAGGCCAACCAGGGCGAGGCAUGAGGGGCUCAAAGGGCCCUGAGACAGAGGACACAUGGGGUUGGCAUCCCAGGAACCAGAAGGCUUGUGCCGGGCCUGAUUGUAUAUACUUCAUCGAGUAACUAACUGACCUUGUACAGGAAAUUAUAUUCUAUAUAUGUGAAUCUUGCAAUA
Dromiciops gliroides (monito del monte) is the source of this 1261-nucleotide messenger RNA. It is a transcript of the gene NRTN, whose product is annotated as neurturin. Gene Ontology annotation, molecular function: growth factor activity; receptor tyrosine kinase binding; glial cell-derived neurotrophic factor receptor binding. Lineage: Eukaryota; Metazoa; Chordata; Mammalia; Microbiotheria; Microbiotheriidae. The record is from RefSeq and is a predicted model, not a curated record. The transcript has 3 exons. The coding region runs from base 232 to 852 and encodes 206 amino acids.